This is a messenger RNA of Heterobasidion irregulare TC 32-1, 1794 nucleotides long. RefSeq lists its product as uncharacterized. Lineage: Eukaryota; Fungi; Basidiomycota; Agaricomycetes; Russulales; Bondarzewiaceae. The record is from RefSeq and is a predicted model, not a curated record. The transcript has 9 exons. The coding region runs from base 1 to 1794 and encodes 597 amino acids. Gene Ontology annotation, molecular function: metal ion binding.
AUGCCUUCCUGCCCAUCGGCACAAUGCUCUUUAUCCCUCCAGGAUAAGUUCUUCAACUCUGUUGAAGAGUUGAUGACACAUGCCAACGCUGCACGUGGGUCACAUCCCCUGUGCGUUGAAUGUCAGCGAGUUUUCAAGGACAGACCGUCCUACAUCCAGCACAACGAUACCAAGCAUACGAUAUAUUGCGAAAAAUGCGACAGGAAAUAUCACUCGCAGACAGCCUUGGACCAGCACUACCGCGCAUCGGCUGCUCAUCCAAAGUGCCGGCGAUGCAGUGUCGGGGUAAGAGACAAAGAUGCACUUGCUGUGCAUAUGGCAGAUGAGCAUCCAAGAGUAAAGUGUUGCGGGUUGAGCAUGUUCAAAGAUGAAUUGGACAAGCAUUACCUUAAUUCUUCAAACCACCCGCAUUGCGAACAAUGCUUUACUGGCUUUGUGAAUUCGACAAAGCUUGUCGAGCACGAGCUUGCGAAACAUACAGAGCAGGAUCAGGAGCCGGAGCAAAUCCCCGCAGUGCGCUGCGAUAUCUGCGAUAUCGCGUUCACCUCCAUGGAUCACCUCAACGAUCACAACAGCGAUCCAGGCGUCCACAGCUCGUGCGGUAUAUGUCAUCAGAUCUUCAAGGACACACCUACGAAGAUAGAGCACUUCACCACUACACACGUCCCCCAGGAGCCUGAUUCGAUGUCAUCCAGUAAUAUAUCUCCGAAUAAGGUUGGAUCGUGGCGUAGGCAAAGUCUGCCACCAUCAUCUAAUGCGAUGUCUCAGCACGCAUAUCGACAGCCAAAUGCUCUGCUUGAUCAGACGACCAAUGUGCCAUCGAGAUCUGCAACACUUGAGACUCCUAAAGGUUCAGCGGCAUUCUCCCACCCCCGGAUUGUCGCGAAUAGAAUAGAAUCACGAAUACUAUCGGACACAUUAUAUUCCAACCAUACAUCAAGCGGUAUUACGAGUCCACAUGUACCAACAUCAGCCAUGAAUCGUACUGGAGUGGCGUCUCCGAAAAGUGCAGAUUUCAUCAACGAUAUCUCAGACGCUCAUACGAGCCCCUGGUCGGGUUUCAAGACGGUUGAUCGCAGUCGAACGAUGCGUGCUGACUCCGCUACUUCAUCUGGUUCGUCGCAGCCUAGCAACGCUUGGAUCCGCCAAUCCCAGUUAGAGAGGAAUAGCUUCAUACCAGAUUAUGUGGCUACGCCACCCGCUUUUAUUACAUCUUCCCGUGAUAGGAUACCGCCGCCACCGCCCCUCACGACACUCCCGUCGACGACAUCCGCUAUGCACACGCCGAUCAAAUCGCACCCGCUCUCACCAUCAGAGCCAUCUUCAUCCCAUUCAAGGAUUUCGUUCGCCGAGACCCCCUCUGGUGAUCUCUCGAACUUUCACUUACUCAACGGCGGUACAGAUGGCAGUCCCACAGGCUCGACGGACAGAUGGAAGCGCGAUGAUCUCAAAGACUUGGAGAGUGCGGUAGAGAUGGACGUAUUCUCAGUGUCCACACCGUCACCACCGCCAGGGUCGAUGACUCCCCAAUCGAUUCUUCCUAUGCCAAGGAGUCGUGCGUCUCUGUCCUUGGCGACUCUUGUGCAAGCGACGCCCACAAACGGUGGCAUACAAUCCAAGUUUCAUUGUCGCUUGUGCGCCCUCGACCCUUGUAAUGAGACGACAGCCACGGCUUGUGGUCAUAUAUUCUGUAAUAGGUGCAUCGUGGAAGAAGUGCGGAGGAAUGCACGUUGCCCUGUCUGUCAUGCUGCAAUACUCUUAUUUGCGCUGCUGAAGCUAGACCUUGUGGCCUGA